CCGUCAGCGGCCGACUCCGGGAGAGAGGGAUAGAGACAGAUUCUCACUUCUUUCAUCGAGCUUUACAGCGCUUCUUUUCCCUGCACCUUUUUUAUCACUCCACACCCAUUCUCUUUCAGUUUCCCUGUCCCUCUGUCCUUCCUGCUGCUGAUUCUGUCUCUCCCUGCUGUUUUUUUAUUCUGCUGUCCUACAUCCCGACUUGCUACUAUCUCUGUCUGUCCUCCUCUUCCUCACCUAUGGCUACCUGACAGUGAGAUUGUCCUUCCACCAUCUCUUUUCCUCUCCCACUCUCUUUUUCACCACCGUCUUUUCUCUCCCCUUCCUCAGCUUCAACCCUCCCUUCACUUUGAUCUUUCCUUUCCUUGCACCUGUCCGUCAUCCAUCUGCUUUCUUUUGGAGUGAGGAUGCCAGUGUUGGAGGAGCUUUGGGGCCCAGAUCUCAGGAUGCGGGACUCCGGUCUCGGUGUUGGGGUCGAAGUCGGGGUCUGUCCAGAUGAGGCUCCCCGUUCACCGCUCUGGGGGCCUCUCAGGAUGCCUCCUGUUACCUGCGGGGGCCUGUCGCUGGCCCUGGAGCUUCCUGCCCUCAUACGGCACCUCAGGGCGGCCUGGAAGGCUCGCAGGGGAGGCCCUCUGGGGCCUGAGAGAAGUCAGAAGAGCGCUUGGGUACAAGCAGAGAAGGAAGAGGUAGAGGAGGUGAAGAAUGACAUAGAGGACAGGAGCGCUCAUCUUGAGGCUGAUGGCAGACUGAACACUAGUCAUGCUGGUGUGUUGCUGGUUGAGAGACGAGGCUCCUACCCGCUGAUUGACCUGCGAAUCCUCAAAACCAGUACCCAGCAGGGGGAGGUAGAGUCCGGCACCAGGAGAAAGGUGAAGCGUCUGCUGAGCUUUCAGAGAUACUGCCACGCCUCCAGGCUGCUCAGGGGGUUGGUGCCCCACACCCCAGGGUCACUGCACCUGCUGGACGAUGACUACCUGGGACAAGCUGUGCACAUGCUAUCAAAAGUAGGCACAUGGAACUUUGACAUUUUCCUCUUUGACCGUCUUACAAAUGGUAACAGCCUGGUGACUCUGAUGUGCCAUCUAUUCAAUGUCUACGGUCUCAUUCACCACUUCCAGCUGGACAUGGUCAAACUACACAGGUUUCUUGGCAUGGUUCAAGACGACUACCACUCCCAGAAUCCCUAUCACAAUGCUGUUCAUGCUGCUGAUGUCACUCAAGCCAUGUACUGCUACCUGAAGGAGCCCAAGCUGGCAGAGCAGCUGAGUCCUCUGGACGUGUUCCUGGGUCUGAUGGCAGCAGCGGCCCACGACGUGGACCAUCCAGGGGUCAACCAGCCCUUCCUCAUCAAGACCCGACACCACCUGGCAUCCCUCUACCAGAACACGUCUGUGCUGGAGAGUCACCACUGGAGAUCCACAGUGGGCAUGCUGCGAGAGUCAGGACUGCUGUCCCACCUGCCUGCUGACAUGUCGCAGGACAUGGAGCAGCAGCUGGGCUCUCUCAUCCUGGCUACAGACAUCAGCAGGCAGAACGAGUUCCUGUUGACCUUCAGAGAACAUCUGGACAACCAGGACUUAGAUCUUCAACUCACUUCACACAGGCAUUUCAUACUGCAGAUUGCUCUGAAGUGUGCGGACAUCUGUAAUCCGUGUCGGGUUUGGGAGCUGAGCAGACAGUGGAGUGAGAGGGUGUGUGAGGAAUUCUACAGACAGGGUGACCUGGAGAGAAAGAUUGACUUGGAGAUAAGUCCUCUAUGUAACCAGCAGGCUGACUCUGUCCCAGCCAUUCAGAUAGGGUUCAUCUCCUACAUUGUGGAGCCUCUGUUUGAGGAGUGGUACCGCUUCACCGAGCCCAGCUCGCUCAGCCAGACCAUGAUGGGUCAUUUGCACAAGAACAAGGCCCGCUGGAGCCAACUGCGAUAUGCGCACACACCUUCAGACAUGCAAAAACAACCUCAUUCUGAGGAGCCCGUGCCUGAAGGAGGAGGAAAGGGGGAAGACAUCCCUUAAUCUCCAUCUUGUUUCUUGAGGCGUUUUAUCUCCCUUUGUGAACGGAGGAGGAGUGUUUAACCACCUCCUUGUUGGUUCUCCAGCAGAUUUUCUCCCACUGCUGGUUGUUCGCAGCUUCUGAAAGUGGGAGCACUGGAAGGGAGUCUGGCUUGGAUUCAUGAGAAAUGGCUCCCUCUGCUGGAGCAGAGGAUUAUAGCCCUGCAGGGGGGAAAAAUAAGAUGGAGAGAUUCAAGGUUGGGCAGAUGGAGGAUAAUCUUAGUAAAUAUAUGCCAAUUUGAUAAAGUUAUGCCUUUCUCUUUGACCCUGUGAUAUAUCAAACUAUCUGAGAAAAGCAGGAAUACUAUUAAAAGGUUGUGGCUAAUGAAAGAGGAGGGAUCAGUGAAGACAAAUAUUGUUUGCACAAUGCUGCUAGAACAGUAAUGAAAAAUCCAAAAUUAUAUACAAGUCAGCUGGGCUGUGCUGGAAAAGAUGACAUAAAAUAAAUAAUAGAAAAAGAGGAAUAUAUCCACUAUAUUAUGCUUUUUAAACUUUUAGACAAGACAUACUGCAUUAAGCUCUUUUCACUUUUCCUCUUUUUGUACAGCUUUCACUUAUAUUAGAUGCUCUUUCUUACAAGUGUCUCACUUAUCUACUUUUCACUGACAUGCGUUUUUAACUCAAGCACUAAGUUGGUAUGUCAAGGUACUGUAAAAUGUAUUCUGUUUUAAUGGUGUAACUUGUAAGACUGACUGAAUAGGCCGAUACAAAAUAAUGACUGACACAAAGUCAGCUUGAUGGUUUUUCUGGACUUGAGCAAACUCACCGAUGUGGAGAACACAAACAAGAGCCAAGUGUUUGUGUUCAUGUAUUGUUAUGAACAGUAUAAUCUGUACUUACUGUGACAUAAAACCUCAGCACUUCACAUGCCAAAAUCUCAGCAAUGUAUUAACCUUUUUACUGGGUGUGGAUAUUGGGAAAUGUAACUCUUAUACUGGUGUGACCUUAAAAACAACUUAAUGGGUACAUUUAUGUAUCAGAUAACCUCUCUUUACAAGCUCAUAUACAACAAGGCCUUAACAGCAACUUGGUCUGUCUGUGAACAAGCUUUCUUAUACUUCAUUUCUGCCUGUUUGUUUUUCAGCCAUACCAGCAUACUGAAACACACACACACACACACACACACACACACACACACACACACACACACACACACACACACACACACAGUACUGUAGCAGCUUGUUUCCUGUUUGAUCUUUCACCCAGUAUCAGGGUCAGAUUUUGUCUUAUACCCAUUCAUCAUUGCCAAGGUGCCAAUGUACUGUUCUGACACAUCAUCUCACUGCUCUGUUACCUCUCUAAUGCAUUUAGAUUACUUUCUUUUUACACAUACUGCAGGCACUGUGUGCACUGCAUCUUAUGUCAUGAACAGACUUGGGCCAAUUAGUAAUUGCAAAUACCUCUAAUUAUAAUAUGUAAUUCACUAUGUCCUGCAGUGAGAUUCAAGACAAUUAAAAUGUCUCUUACAGAAAAGUAUAUACGGUCAUUCAUUAUUAAAAAUAUAUACAAUCUUAAAUUAUACUGUACAUGUGUAAUUUCAAUGGUGAAACUGAUAUAAACUGUAUAUAAAGUAUUUGUAAACGCUAGUUGGUCCAAGUGUAAGCUGUACUGAUAUAAAACAGAAUUUUUUUUUAACCACUAAAUAUGUAUAGUUACAAUUGUCACAUUUAAGAUUCACAACGGCACUGCCGAGGCUGUGCACACGGUGCUAACAGAGGCCCCGGCCCCCACGUCUUCCCUGAACUAUAGAGGAAUAACCUGAGCUUUAUGAUUCUAACAACCCAGCUAACACACAGUAUAUUCUAUAUAAAAUGUAUAUUUUAAAGUUAUCACACCUCAAAUAUUGACAAUUAUCUAAAAAAAAUUAACAAUAUAUGAUGCAUUUCUGAAGGUUUAUUUUUAAAAGUAACUGUGUGCAGUGCAAUAAAGUUAAGUCCUGGCCAAGUUGUAAGAAAGCAGACAUAUUCAUAUCUAUCUAUAGCUCUGGUAAAUUAAUAAGCAAAUCAGUCAUGUCUUCGCUAUAGCACUCCAUUGGCUUUGCUGUAACUCCCACUCUAUGUAACACUAUUAAGUGCACACCGUUUAUUACUGCCGCAUUGUAGACCUAGUUGAGACAGGAGGCGUCAGGCUGCCUUGUAUUUCGAUACCUCUCUGAAUCAGCACUGAUACAGGUUUACUGAGCCAUACUGGUUUCACUAACAAGUACAAAUAUUUACUGUAUGUGUUUAAUAAACAUUUUUAUGCCGAAGUGAUUAUUAUGCCAGACUCAAUAUAAUUAUAAUCUUAUUAAAAAGAAGUUACUUUCACAAAAUCAGUGACUGUGAUUAUCAUCAGAUCAGACACAACUAAUGGGCAAAAUUUAACAGGAAUACUAAUAUGUCUGUAAACUAUGACAGAGGUAGUUGAGUUAGUCACCUGAUGGUCUGAAAGAAUAACCCAUCCCAGUGCCCCGGUAGUAAUCGAACAGUAUGCUUUUCUUUUUUUGACCUGCAAAAUUAAAAGCGGGUCCCACUGAGGCAGAUACACCAUGUGAAAAAUUUAACAGAUCUCACCACACUGUCCACUUAGUUGUGGAGAUGUAGAUGUUCAAAUUUCUGUUUUCUCUGAAUACUUCAAGCACCUCUUAUCUAUGUUUUUCAAAGUUCAUUCUUAACCAGCAGCUGAGAAAUAAUAUGUCACCAUAAGAUCCAUUAAGUAGCUUUCAGUCAUAUCAUAUGAAAUUUUACGUUCAGAUUUCUGUUCUCUCGGGGUACAGAUCGCUACUGAUAGCAGGAGAUAGCUAAAGUAAAUGCUACCUUAAUGUCUUCGGAGAAAAAAAAGAAUCUACUUAGUAAUUAUUACAGACUUUUUGAAUGGGACCCUUCAAAUGAAGCCAAUGAUAUCCAAAAUUAAUUUUUGUACUGUUAUUAGUAGCCAUAACUAACAGUGCAUGAGUUGAUAGAGAUGUUUGCGCUGUGUUCUAUCAAGUGAUCCAAACAAGACUGACUUGUCUAAUCUGAAUCUCUGUAUUUUGGUGUUUGAAUGGGUCAUCUGACUUCUUGACUGUAUACGUUUGUCCUGACAACCAGCCUCUGAGCACUGUGAACAAUAAAAUAAAUGUUUUACAAUUAACAUCCGA
Messenger RNA from Micropterus salmoides (largemouth bass), 5166 nucleotides. RefSeq names its product cAMP-specific 3',5'-cyclic phosphodiesterase 7B-like. The record is from RefSeq and is a predicted model, not a curated record. Bases 405 to 2009 code for a protein of 534 amino acids. NCBI's taxonomy places the organism in Eukaryota, Metazoa, Chordata, Actinopteri, Centrarchiformes, Centrarchidae. Gene Ontology annotation, molecular function: 3',5'-cyclic-AMP phosphodiesterase activity. The transcript is spliced from 12 exons.